Labrus mixtus (cuckoo wrasse) is the source of this 1021-nucleotide messenger RNA. It is a transcript of the gene mrpl43, whose product is annotated as mitochondrial ribosomal protein L43. Lineage: Eukaryota; Metazoa; Chordata; Actinopteri; Labriformes; Labridae. The transcript has 3 exons. The coding region runs from base 151 to 606 and encodes 151 amino acids. Gene Ontology annotation, molecular function: structural constituent of ribosome. Gene Ontology annotation, cellular component: mitochondrial large ribosomal subunit. The record is from RefSeq and is a predicted model, not a curated record. Gene Ontology annotation, biological process: mitochondrial translation.
AUUUCCCCGACGGACCACUUCACAUACAUGCCCGUGAAGUCGUCCUCUGUCAUGUGUUGUAGCACCUGAGCUUGUUUGGACUGUGUUUCCUCCCGUGUUAGUUUCAAAAUUUGACAUUUUAACAGCCGUACGUUAACGUGUGUGAUAAAGAUGACAGCCAGGGGGACACAGAGCCGCUUCCUGCAGAGUGUUCUUCGAAACGGGGUCGGUCGGUACGUCUGUCAGCUGAAACGGAUCUCGAUCAUCUUCUCCAAAAAGGCGCAGGGCUCUUUAGGAGUCAGGGAGUUCAUAGAAGAGGGAGUGGUGGACUACGCCAAGAAAAACCCUUCAACUGUCGUGUACGUGUCUCCACAGACGAGCAGGAUACCCAAAAUAGUUGCAGAAUACUUGAACGGCAAUGUGAGGGAAGAGAUAGUCACAAACAAAACAUCUCCGCAGAUUUUGGAGCUUUUGACCAAACUGACCGAUCAGUCUGGCCUGGACAUCGUCCGCAUCCGCAAGCCCUUCCACACGGACAGCCCGAGCAUCCAGGGCCAGUGGAACCCAUUCACCAACCGGCCUCCAUCUAUCGGCCCCAUCAGACCGCAGAAACAGGACUCUCAAUAAGGACUCACUUCGGAUGUCAUUUCUCAUCCUUCCUGCAAGAUUUGUCUUUUUUUUUCUUUUUUUUUUUUUCUAAUGUCUGCCCUUGACAAUAAAUCAUAUUUUCAGCAAAUUUCCCCAACUCAUUCGUUAAAUAUUCUGCAAACUACGAUGUGAGUUUUUAUUUUUAAUAUGCCCUUCUGUCGUCCGGGCUGAUGGCCCUUAAGCGGUGCAGGAAAGAGCACACGGCUCCAGAUCUGAAUGCCACAUUUGAAUAGACACUACAAGAAUCCACCACUUGAGGCUUGUCAGCAGGAAUUGUUUAAAAAAAAAAAAGCAAGUAACUGCUUUUAAAUCUCAAGGAUAUUUUGUAAAAGGUGCAGCAGCAGCGCUUGGGAGAAGUUGGAAUGAAAAAAAUAAAAUAAAAAAAUUGUGCACA